This is a messenger RNA of Triplophysa rosa, 1060 nucleotides long. RefSeq names its product SFT2 domain containing 3 (gene sft2d3). The transcript has a single exon. NCBI's taxonomy places the organism in Eukaryota, Metazoa, Chordata, Actinopteri, Cypriniformes, Nemacheilidae. Gene Ontology annotation, cellular component: membrane. The record is from RefSeq and is a predicted model, not a curated record. Bases 107 to 778 code for a protein of 223 amino acids. Gene Ontology annotation, biological process: vesicle-mediated transport.
UCGGUGUGCGCACUGCGCAGCGUAAGCAUAAAGUCGAACACAUAUUGUGCGACGUCACCACAACUUCCUGUUUGCGUUCCACUUUCUCUAAUCUCUUCAGCGAACAAUGGCUGAAUUAAACAGACAACUACAGGAAUAUUUGGCCCAGUCUAAAAGCGGCGCGAAGACGAUAUCAGAGUCCAGUUCCAGCACCAUCUUAGACAUCGAUGAACCCGCUACGGUUCCAGGCAGCUGGUUCGGUAGGUGGUCCAGUCCGAUCUCCAGUAACAGUCGAGGAGCGUCAUCAGCCCAGAGCUCCAGCAGCGGCUUCUCUUGGCCGUGGUCAUCAGAACCGGACCCAUGUUUACCGGGCAUGAGUCGAUCCCAGCGACUGAUCGGGUUCGGGACGUGUAUUUUCUUCUCCGCACUGUGCUUUGGAUUGUCGGCGCUUUACGCUCCGUUGUUGUUGCUGAAGGCGCGUAAGUUCGCGCUGUUGUGGUCACUCGGCUCCGUGUUCGCGCUUGUCGGUGCGGCUAUACUUCGGGGACCCAGUAAACUCAUCUCGACUCCCACGCCGGGAGCCGCGGUGUAUUUGUGCUCUCUGGUGGGUACCCUGUACGCGGCCCUGAGCCUCCACAGCACGCUGCUCACCGCUCUCGGAGCCUGCCUUCAGAUUGGUGCUAUCGUGGGAUACACCGUGGCUUUGCUGCCUGGUGGGAGCGCUGGGAUGAGAUUUGUGGGUGGCAUGGCUGCGUCGGCUAUUAAAAGAACCGUGUCCGGUAAGACAAUGCCGAUAUGACCACGGAUUUUACGGACUAUACAACACACAAGCUGUUGAAGUGCUGCGCCAUGGACACCAUAAUAAUGGUACUACAAAGUGAUUGUGAAAACUGGAUAUUUAUAGAGGAGCCGUGUAAACAGCAUGGAUUGGAUGUCCACAUUUUGCCAGUUUAACUGUGACGGGGACCAUAUACUAAACCUGAUAAUGUGACUAACACAUCAAAUACAACUAAACGUUUAAUUGGGUCUUGUAGCUUUUUAUAAACACUUUAUUCUGUAAAUAAAAUGAAGCUUAAUUCUG